Messenger RNA from Hevea brasiliensis (rubber tree), 620 nucleotides. Its product is annotated as probable inactive nicotinamidase At3g16190. The transcript is spliced from 3 exons. NCBI's taxonomy places the organism in Eukaryota, Viridiplantae, Streptophyta, Magnoliopsida, Malpighiales, Euphorbiaceae. Bases 95 to 466 code for a protein of 123 amino acids. The record is from RefSeq and is a predicted model, not a curated record.
AUUUGUGGAUUGUGUGUGUUAUGAGAAUUUGUGGGUUUAGGUUGUCCGUGAAAAUGAUUCACUAGGAAGAGACGUGGAACUUUUUCGCCGGCAUAUGUACUCUGCCGGGAAAGUGGGUCCUGCCUCAAAGGGAAGCAAGGGUGCAGAACUGGUUGAUGGCCUUACGAUGAAAGAAAGGGAUUACAAGGUGGUGAAGACACGCUUCAGUGCAUUUUUUAACACCCAUCUUCAUUCAUUUCUUCAGACAGAGGGAAUUAAGAGUUUGGUGAUUGUUGGUGUUCAAACUCCAAAUUGCAUCAGGCAGACUGUCUUUGAUGCGGUAGCACUGGAUUACGCAAAUGUUUCUGUUAUUGUUGAUGCCACAGCUGCUGCUACACCUGAUGUACAUGUUGCCAAUAUCUUUGACAUGAAAAAUAUUGGAGUCGGAAUCCCUACAUUGCAGAAAUGGUGCGAGUCUGAUGCUUGAUGUACCUGAUGAUUAUACAAGGUUUAAGCUGAUGCAUGUGGCAUCAUUGUGCUUGAACGGAUUAAUAUCAUAAUAAGUUGGUCAUUUUAUGACUGGACGGUACAUGCUUUUACAUUACAAUCUAGUGGAGAAAAUGGAAUAUUUGUUCUUCAGC